This is a messenger RNA of Centrocercus urophasianus (Greater sage-grouse), 1677 nucleotides long. It is a transcript of the gene GC, whose product is annotated as GC vitamin D binding protein. Gene Ontology annotation, cellular component: cytoplasm; blood microparticle. Lineage: Eukaryota; Metazoa; Chordata; Aves; Galliformes; Phasianidae. Gene Ontology annotation, biological process: vitamin transport. Gene Ontology annotation, molecular function: vitamin D binding; vitamin transmembrane transporter activity. The transcript has 12 exons. The record is from RefSeq and is a predicted model, not a curated record. The coding region runs from base 76 to 1548 and encodes 490 amino acids.
UCCCACUGAUGCUUUUUUUGCACGGAGAGGAAAAGCAGUAGUUGUGAGCACGCUCUGCUGUGGCUCCACCACACCAUGAAGGCGGUUGUUACCUUCCUGCUCCUGCUUUUUGUAGUAACUCAAGCCGAACAUCGAGGUAAACCAUAUGUUCGGGACAAAGUCUGCCAAGAGUUCAAGACCAUGGGGAAAGAUGACUUCCGAACCAUGACCCUCAUCAUGAACAGCAGGAAAUUCUCCAAUGCCACCUUCAAGGAGAUCAGCCACCUCGUGCAUGAGAUUGUCUCACUGGCGGAGACCUGCUGUGCCGAUGGUGUUGACCCAUCCUGCUAUGAUGCUGGGUGUCUUCCCUUCCCACAGUCUUCAGCCCUGUCAGCCAAGUCCUGCAGCCCUGACUCGCCUUUCCCUGCCCAUCCGGGGACAGCCGCCUGCUGUCUCCACCAAGGCCUGGAGCAGAAGCUGUGCCUGGCUGCCCUAGAGCACCCACCGCGCCAGCUGCCCCACUAUGUUGAGCUUUCCAAUGAGGAAAUCUGCCAGGCGUUCAAGAAGGAUCCAAAGGAUUUUGCUGACAGGUUCCUGCAUGAGUACGUCAGUAGCUACGGCCAGGCGCCAUUGCCUGUGCUCUUGGGCUCCACCAAGAACUUCCUUUCCAUGGUCUCCACUUGCUGCAUAUCACCAUCGCCCACUGUCUGCUUCUUGAAGGAGAAACUACAAAGAAAAACUCUUUCCCUACUCACUUUGAUGUCAAACAGAGCUUGCUCCCGCUUAAGAGGAUAUGGGAAGGACAAAAUGAAGUUCAGCUACCUGACCAUGCUUGCCCAAAAGAUACCAAGUGCUUCAUUUGAGGACCUUUCCCCUCUGGCAGAGGAUGCAGCUGAAGUGUUCUCCCAGUGCUGUGACUCAGUGGCUGAAAAUUGCAUUCAGCAGAAGUUGUCGGAGCACACCACAAAGAUCUGCACCACACUGUCAGCCAAAGACAAAAGGUUUUCUGACUGCUGUGCAGGAAAAAACAUCAUACAAAACUACUUCUGCAUCUCUGCCUUGCAACCAGCUGUGGCCCCCAAACUGCCUGAGCUGCAGAAGCCAACCAAUAAGCAAUUGUGUGAUGAUAAUGGGGCCCUCCACAUCGGAAGGUACUUGUUUGAAUUGGCACGGAGGUACACCAAUGUCCCUGACGUCUUCCUUGGUAAGCUGUAUGAUGCCUCUGAAAAUGUCAUCAGGGAGUGCUGCUCUGCUAAGGAUGCUUCAACCUGCCUUGACAGCAAGCGACAGCAAAUGGGAGCAGAGCUGCCUGCCUUCCUCGAAAGGGCCAACCAGUUCUGUGGACAGUACAAUGAGCUGAAUUUCCUUGACUUCAAGAAGAGGCUGAGGGACAGCAUCAGGCAGACCAGGCCAGAUGCUAGCCCUGAGCUGCUGACACAGCUGACAGACCAGAGAGCUGAUUUUGCCUCUACAUGCUGCCCAGCGAACUCACCGCCACUCUAUUGUGUUGCGCAGGUGACCGCAGAGCUGGCAAGUACUUGCAAGCAGGGCUCCUGCAUGCUGGUCUAGGUGUGAGACAGUGAAAAACAAGGUGAGGGGUCCAGCUGGAGGAUGCAAAAUGCUGCUGUUGUCUGGACCAGCUUGCAGCCCCCUUACUCAUACGUUGCUGCAGCCACAAUAAACAUAUUAUAAAAAACA